AUGAUUAAAUAUUUAUAGAGAUCUCUCUUUAGAAUUAGUGAUGAGUAUGAAUACCUCAAAUGUAAGGAUAUUUUCAAGUCAUAACUUGGACAAUUUAAGAAGGCUCUAAAUAAAGCAAUCUAAUUACAAAAGUAAAUUGAUCAGAAUACUCAAGCAGCCUACAAAAUGUAAAGUCAUGCUUUCUUCACUUCUAAUGUACCUUCUAAAACUAUUCUGGCUGCAUUCCUGUAAAAAAGAGAAUACUCGAAUGAAGAAAUUGUUGGAUAAACAUUUGUUCAAUUAGGACAUGCUUUAAAGGGAAGAGGAGAUAGAUCCUACUUUGAUCAUAAAUAAAUUGAAUCCUCCAUGGGUUUUGAUGUCCUAAUUAAAGACCUAUUAAAUUUGAAUGAUUAUAGAAUUUUGGCCGAAGGAAUUCAUGGAUUGGCUCUCACAGGAGUCGAUUUACACAGCGAAUAGAUUGUUGAAAAGGCAUUUUAAUAAUUAGAUGCUAAAGAGUUAAAUUCUGAAGAAAAAUAAUUAAUUGAAGCAUUUAUAUUAGAUAUCUUUGAAGAAAAAAAAGAUGUGCCUAUGAACAAUUUCAUUUAUGAAGUUGAAAAGAUGAUUGAAGAAACACAAUCUGAUAUCUUCUAUGUUUUGGAAGCAAUCGUAGAAAUCAGAAGAGUUUAUUUAAAAUUACUUGAUAUCUAAAAAUCUGAUUGGAUCCACGUUAAUACUAACAUUAAAAUGAUGGAAUUUGAAGAAGCCUUAGUAUCUACAGGUUUGUUGCAUCCUGUUGAAGUUGAAAAGGAAGACAUCUCAUUAUCAUUAGAAACCGCACUUUCAUAUAUUUCAGGAAGAGACCCAAAUCUAAUGGCAUUUAUCAUUUCUCUAUUAGAAAUAAAAUUAAUUCAUAAAGAUCAAAUAAAACCUGUGGAGCCAAAGUUAUCUGAUUUUGGAAAUUUGAUGGUAGCAGUGUCUGAAUACAAAGGACAUCAAAUUGCAGAAAGAUUAAAGAAUGCAUAGUCUCUAUUGGUUCAUUCAGAUAAAUAUAAAUUAGCAAAGGCAUUUGCAAAUGCUGGACUUAAUGUUGAAAGCAGAGAGUAUUUAGCUUAAGUUACUGAUGAAGAACUUCUUAAUUCGGUAGAUUCAUUACAUCUUCAUUUAUAAUUGAAUAAAACAGAUAGACAAUUCCCAUUACCAGAGAAUUUAUCUAUCCUCUCCUUAGAUGAACUAAUUGCUUAUGCUACAUAUUUGGCAUUGUAAAAUCAAAAUUAUGGACUGUUCAUUGAAGAACUCAAGUUCAGAGUUAAGAAUUUGAAUACAAUUAGAGAUUUGAAUGAAAAAUAACAGGAAAGAAUUGAUGUAUUAGAAAAACACUCUGGACAGAAGUUAAUUUAUGAAGAGAAGGACAUUAAUCGUACUGAAGUAUAUAAGGCCAUUAAGGAAACUUUACCUAAGUCAGUGUAAUUGAUUGAGAUUUAUGAUCUGAGUUUAAAUAAUGAAAUAAAUGGAUAUGCUAAAUUAAGAGUAGGUUCAUAGCCAUAUAUGACUUUAUAUGAUUUCUUAGGUAAGGAUAAGGAACAAUUCAAGUAGAAAUUGCAGUUAGCAUUUAAUCUAGAAAAUUCUGAUAUCAUCUUGUUUAAUAAAAUCAAGGAUAGAUUGGAGAGCGUCUAAAUAGAAGAAAAUAGUAAGGAAUUGAGUUCAUAAACAAUCUUUAACGCAUAAUGGUAAUAUUUGAAGAAAAGAGCUUUGAACUAUUUAAAUAAGAACGACAACUUAAAUAAAUUGAAGUUGAAAUAAACUUUACUUGAUUUACAAGAGAGAUUGAAUAUAUUGAAUUAGAAUAAUGUAUUUUAAGAUUUGAUUGAUGAAAUUAAAGUUCAACCAAUCAAGUUUCCAAAAUGGUAUGGAAUGAUCCCAUCUUAAUCAAUAUAUAAUCCUUAAUCAUCUAUUGAAGGAUUUAAGGCUAGUUUGAUUAGUAAUAGAAUUUAUGAUCCUACUUAUUGUCCAGACUAAGACUUAUUUAAGAGAUUAGAAGAGAAUGGUUUUAUUUCAGAUGUGCUUCCAAUUCCACAUUCUGAUAAACGUAGAUAAUAGAUAGUUGUUGAAUCGUAUUCGCUUGCUUGGAAGAAACAUUCAGCUAAGAAGUCAGAUGAGGAGUUAGAACAACUUAAUCAAUUAUAUAAAUUCUUAUAGAAGGAUUAAAAGGAUCACCAUAGCGAUGCCAGCGAUUUGUUCAUUGCAAAUCUAUUGAAUUUGAAUGCAGAAUUGAAAUCUAAGAGUUUACCUGAAAUUGCUGAUUUUGUAUUCAACAUCAAAUUUUGGGAUAAAUUGAUUGAAGAGAGAUUGUCAGCUAAUAAAUCAACUAAGCCUACUGGUAUCUACUUAUAAAGGGAUCCAGAAGUUAUUUUACAUGAAUAAAUCAAAUAAUACAAUCCAUUUUUGACAACACAAUAUCUAAAGAAAAAAUUGGAAGUCAAUAAAACAUUGGACGAUCUCAUUAAAAUGAGAAAGGAAUUAUUGAUGAAGUUGUAAGAAGAUGUCAAGAACAAAGAAAUUAACAAAUAAUAAGCUAAAAGUAUUGUUCGUAAAAUUAACAGAAUUCUUUAUGAUAAAAUUUAAGAUAUUAAGGGUGAAUUAAGAAGAAAACAUUCCUCCCCCUAUUACAAAUAGAAAACUAACUAUAUCGAUAUUCUAUUUAAUGAAAGUGAUAUUGAGAAAUUAGAUAUCCAAUAGACACCUGAUAGAUAUCUUGAUGUAGACUUAUUGUAUGGUAUCAAUGAAUUUGUUACAAGAAAGAGAUCAAGAGCAGAGGAGAAAUUGAUUACUUAUUAUUUGAUGAAUAAAUAAAUGGAAGGCAAAUAAUUAAAUAAAUAGGAAUUAUAAUUCUUAGAUUCUUUGAGUCUUUACUAACCAAAUGUUUAGGUGACUCAAUUAAGAAUAAAGGACAUGCAGUUUGAUGAUCUUAUUCAUUCAGAUUUCAAACAAUUUGGAGAAUUCAGUGCCAGUGAUCUCUUAUUAUAAUUGAGUCAAUUAUUUGAUGAUCAGUUAUUCUUGGAUAUUUUAAGUCACAAAUAUUACAAAAAAUUAGGAAUUUAACAUCAAUUUAGAAGAAGAGACAAUUAAUUGUAUUUGUAAUAAUAGGAGAAAUUAGUUUGGAUUGAAGAGUCCAGAUUAAAUGAUGUAGAAUUAAAAGAUCUUAAAGAAAUGUUACAAAUAGGCAAUGCCUCAGAUCAACAUGUUGAAUCAUUGAAUCAAACUGAUUACCCUUUGUAGAAUGUAUAUAGUUGGAUACAUGCAAAAUCAGCUGAAAAGUUUGACUUAUCACUUUUGGAUUAACAUAAUUAGGAAUUAUGGAAUAAUAUAUUCAAAUGUCAAUAUGAAAAUACAACCGAAUAAUAAUUACAUGAUGUGGUCAACUUAUUAGUCGAAAGGUACUAUAUCUUGCAAUUCCAUCCUGUUACAUAUCUCAGAUAGCUCUUGAGAAUGAUCUUGACUCAUCCCAAUUUAUCUGCACUUGAUAAAAAGAAUCUGUAGUGCUUGAAGAAGACUGUUGGUUUCAAUUCUGAAGAUAUAUUGGCUAUAUCCAAAUCUGAACGAGCUGCUACUGUCCCGUCCUAUUUAAGUGAAAUGUGCUACCCUUAUGGUGAGAAAUUAAGUAUAAUUUGACGUACAAGGAUUUAUAUAUCUAUAAUAAUUAUUCAUAUAUUGUUAUUA
This is a messenger RNA of Paramecium tetraurelia, 3696 nucleotides long. RefSeq lists its product as uncharacterized. The record is from RefSeq and is a predicted model, not a curated record. The transcript is spliced from 3 exons. NCBI's taxonomy places the organism in Eukaryota, Ciliophora, Oligohymenophorea, Peniculida, Parameciidae.